Molecule: messenger RNA, 1750 nt
Organism: Phacochoerus africanus (Common warthog)
Lineage: Eukaryota; Metazoa; Chordata; Mammalia; Artiodactyla; Suidae
Gene: CREB3L4
Product: cAMP responsive element binding protein 3 like 4
Exons: 10
Coding region: 280-1467 (395 amino acids)
Biological process (GO): regulation of transcription by RNA polymerase II
Cellular component (GO): nucleus
Molecular function (GO): RNA polymerase II cis-regulatory region sequence-specific DNA binding; DNA-binding transcription factor activity, RNA polymerase II-specific
Source: RefSeq, a predicted model, not a curated record
AAUCUUAGGCAAUCCUGUGGAUUGUCUUCGCCGUGGUCUCCCUCCUAGAAAAUUGACCACCAGAGGACAAACACUCAAACAUCCUGUGCUCCAGUCACAGCCAUCUCUAUCCUUCCCUGAGGAGCUACCAAAAACCUCAGGAAGACUUGCUAUCGCUAGGAGAAACUGAGGCAGAAGGGGCAAGGCUGCUGUUUUCCUUGAGUCGGAUUUGUGGACGCCCAGCCUCUUAACCCCCUACUCCCCGAUACUGCGUCCCUAUGGUGGCUCCUGGCUAGAAGCAUGGAUUUCAGAACCCCUGACCUACUGGAUGUGUGGCUGGAGCCCCCAGAAGAUGUCUUCUCAACAGGAUCCUUCCCCGAGCUGGGACUCCACUGUCCACCUCCAGAGGUCCCAGUGACUAGGCUACAAGAACAGGAGCUCCAAGGCUGGGAGUCCAGUGGGGGCCGUGGCUGUGGUCUUCAAGAGAGUGAGCCUGAAGAUUUCCUGAAGGUUUUCAUUGAUCCCAAUGAAGUGUACUGCUCAGAAGCAUCUCCUGGCAGUGACAGUGGACUCUCCGAGGAUCCUGGUCAUCCAGACAGUCCCCUUGCUCCCAAACCCCCCGGUUCCCCUGCCUUCUGUGAGGUCGUCUAUGAGGCGGGGGCCCUGGAGAAGAUGCAGGGGGAAGCUGGGACAGCUGUAGAACUUAUCUCCAUCCAGCUAGAUCAGUGGAACCCACCGUUUAUGGUGCCUGAUGCCUGCAUGGUCAGUGAGCUGCCUCCUGAUGCUCAUGCCCACAUCCUGCCCGGAGCCGGUGCUGCAAACCCAGUGCCUCCUGUGGCCCUGCUGCCCUACCAAGCCUUGUUCCUGACAGAUGAGGAGAAGCGUCUGCUGGGACAGGAAGGGGUCUCCCUGCCCUCUCACCUGCCCCUCACCAAGGCAGAAGAGAGGGUCCUCAAGAAAGUCAGGAGGAAAAUCCGCAACAAGCAGUCAGCGCAGGACAGCCGGCGGCGAAAGAAAGAGUACAUUGAUGGACUAGAGAGCAGGGUGGCUGCCUGUUCUGCACAGAACCAGGAACUACAGAAGAAAGUCCAGGAGCUGGAGAGGCACAACCUCUCCCUGGUGACUCAGCUCCGCCAGCUGCAGAUGCUUAUUGUUCAAACGUCCAACAAAGCUGCCCAGACGAGCACUUGUGUUCUGAUCCUUCUUUUCUCUUUGGCUCUCAUCAUCCUGCCCAGCUUCAGCCCCUUUCAGGACCUGCCUGAAGCUGGGCCUGAGGACUACCAGCCUCGAGGAGUGAUUUCUAGAAAUAUCCUGACUCACAAGGACACGACAGGAAAUCUGGAGAACCCAGUGGUAGAGUCCAGAUUGGAGGGGCCACUGGGGGUCAAGGGUAGAAACGGCUCCACAAGGACACUGCUUGAGAAGAUGGGGGGGAGGGCAGGCCCCAGCAGGCACAUCAGAACUGUGCUGCAUGCUGAUGAGAUGUGAGCUGUCACACUUCCUGGCCCACUUCCCAAUCAUAACAAGGAAUCCAGGGCUCCGAUAUGCUUCUGCUUCCCCCUAGGAUUCCUGCUCAGGGUUCUUUGGCCUCAGGGGACUGAGUCACAUUAGGAUGUCCUAGAUGUCUGCACCCUGUGGCUCAGUCUGCCUAUGGAGGGGGGGCACCUCAAAUACUUUUGUUGCGUGUCUGUGAUUUUAUUUCUUCUUUGGGGAUGGGGUGAAGGGAAAUAUUUGUUUUGGCUGAGAAAUAAACUUUUUUGCUGCAGUUGUA